GCGGGCGUGGUUCUGUCCCGUCUGAAGGGUCUCCCUCUCUCCAUCGGGGUUCUGCGCUGGAGGGCCGGCGACGGGACGGUGUUUCGGCCCCUCGUCAAACUCCUGAGGAACCUGAAGACGGAGAACCCUUCUCUGCAGCUGGGACCUCAGACAGAACCACACACAAGAACCAGAGGAGCAGAACCCCCUCGCAGUGCCUCAAAGACGGGAGGAUUGUGUACAUUGUGCAUUUCUUGGGAAAAGCCAACAUCGGCAUGCACGGGGGGAAGGAGGUCCUGCAGCACGCCAUCACACAGGUGCUGCAGGAACACCAGCAGAGCAAGGAAGUGCUCUUAGACCUGAAGGAAACACACCUGACGUGCACGGACAGAGGCAGCAAACAGGAGCUGUUAGAGCAUCACUAUCCAGAGAUCUCCUGUGUGGGCCGAUACGGUCAGCCGGACUACACCGUAUUCGCUUUCUGCGUGGCAGACUCCCCAGAAACCCCCCUGUCGACGGGCUUCUGCUGUGUGGCGUUCAGGGCCCAGAGCAUCAGGGAGUGUGAGGACAUGGUGUGUCGAAUAGCGACUGGGUUCAAACACACCGAGUGGUUUGUAUGACAGCUCCUACCUCUUGUUGUAAAUAAAAGUAAUGUAUAAAACACUUCUUAUUGACUGAAACCCACGACACCAGGCGUUCUACUCAUAAAGACCUUUAAUAGAAAGACAUGCGACAACACUUUCAUAAAUAUUAAAUGUAGCUGCCGAGAUUUGAUGUUGGAAAAACACAUAAAAAGCAGUCCGAAGAAGAGGGGGGGGGGUCUGUUGUCCUCACAUAGGACACACUGGUGUUUGAUGGAGAGACCCUGAACCCCCCCCAUGGAAGAAGAUGUUCCCCCGGCCUCAGAGCGGGAGCCUGAAGCCCACAGAGGACCGAGAGAUGGCGGUGAAACGCAGAAAUGAUCCAUUCGUCUAAAUGCCAGCAGUGAACCGGGAGAUGGUGAAGAAGUCAUGUUAGAAAUGUACAGGACGGGUCGCCAGCACAUCGAAACAUGCCACAUAAUAACUUGCUUACGCAGACGAUAGCAAAACAGUCGGCCGAUUGGGACGAUUUCAGGUUGCUGGGCGUAUUCUGGAUUCUGACACAUUUUGAAUCGAAGCGUGGCAUUGGAGUCCCUUAAGGCGACCCAAAACCCAACCACGCUCUGCCUUUUGUGAUCCUGAAUGUCAGAAAUCGAUUCAUAACUGUCCAAACCAGCUAAGCCAUUUUUAAACUAUUGUUUGCCGAUUGCCCGACAUAUGAAAGUUAGCAUUCGGUAGUGUCGAGGUGCUGGAGGCCCGUAUGACUCAGCUGGCAAAGCGACUACAUGAUGGAAUAGGUGAAACACUCCUACUGCACAACACGUCUCCAACUACCCUAAGAGACCUCGUGGAAUGAUUUCUUGAAUUGUCACGAAUCUAAAAUACAAAAAUGUCAACCUUGU
Messenger RNA from Gymnodraco acuticeps, 1462 nucleotides. RefSeq lists its product as uncharacterized. The record is from RefSeq and is a predicted model, not a curated record. NCBI's taxonomy places the organism in Eukaryota, Metazoa, Chordata, Actinopteri, Perciformes, Bathydraconidae.